Molecule: messenger RNA, 261 nt
Organism: Thlaspi arvense
Lineage: Eukaryota; Viridiplantae; Streptophyta; Magnoliopsida; Brassicales; Brassicaceae
Source: the annotation of a GenBank genome assembly
AUGAGGAGGAGGAGGGCAAACAUACAAACAGAAACUUACGUCCUAAUAGAACCUGGGAAGAAUGAGGAGUUUGUCUCCGAGGAAGAACUGAGAGAGAGAUUAAAGGGUUGGCUCGAGAACUGGCCGGGGAAGGCCCUGCCUCCGGACCUUGCAAGAUUUGAGGACAUUGAUGACGCUGUUUCUUAUCUUGUUAAAUCUGUUUGUGAGCUUGAAAUUGAUGGGGAUGUUGGCUCAAUCCAGUGGUUUGAAGUUCGGCUGUGA